Molecule: messenger RNA, 2970 nt
Organism: Oncorhynchus tshawytscha (Chinook salmon)
Lineage: Eukaryota; Metazoa; Chordata; Actinopteri; Salmoniformes; Salmonidae
Product: solute carrier family 43 member 3
Exons: 13
Coding region: 1253-2788 (511 amino acids)
Biological process (GO): transmembrane transport
Molecular function (GO): transmembrane transporter activity
Source: RefSeq, a predicted model, not a curated record
UUGCGUCGCGUGCACCAUGAAGCGCAGGUGGAAAGACAGACAGCGAAUGGACAGGCACGUCGCGGCGCCUGCGCGUAAUGACGAUAUUCUGUUUAGAGUUCUACCACAAAUCAACAAGAGGAUCGACAUUAAACUAAGUGGGAUCAUUAAACAAGGGGGAAGAUGAACAAUCGCCUCUCUCAAAGCAAAUGACAGGAUCAUUUAUGAAAUGGCAACAAAGGAAUGAACACAAGUCAUGAGUUACACACUGAAGAAAAGAGAGGGAAAUAAACACAAAGUGGAACAAAGUGGGCCGAAAGGAGAGGAAGUGAGAAAGAAACAGGAAGAGAAACACAUCUACAGACAGAGGGGCUAUUAGAGCAACCUUUCAUCAGUUUACACUGCAGGUUGAGAAACGUCACACUCCUCGUGGGUUUAACCACUAGGCCUACUAUUAUGACAACUCGUGUUAGUGUGCUAUGAACUCAAAUUCUACUGCGGCCACCACUACCACUUCAAGAAUGAGUUGUUUGAAACGUGUCAUAAAACGUGUCAUCUGUAACGUCUUCUGAUACUGUCAUUCUAUAGACAGUCUAGUGUUCUUCUGCAUUCACAUUCACAUUUAGGUCAUUUAACAGAGGCUCUUAUCCAGAGUAACACAAGUCUUCCAUCCUAAAAAAUACAUUUCAAAAACGCGUUGAGAAGGGGAGUUAACCCGUAUAUUUUCUGAUAAGUGCAGUUUGAAUUGGAAUGCCACGCCUUAUCUCUCCCACCCAGCACUUCUUUCUAGUGAUACAGCUACUUUUCAGCCAGACACUCUCAAAUACUCAAAACAACUAUCAAGAGGGAUAGAGAGCGAGGGAGGGAGAGAGAGGGAGGGAGGGAGCAAGGGAGAGAGAGCGAGGGAGGGCGUAUAGAAAAGUAAGACGAGUCAGAGGAUAGAAAAAGGGUCUCUUUGAAUACAGUCACCCACUAACCCCACAUUAAUAAGACAACAAGAACAGUCCUUUGAGUGACAGUUAAACAGGCAGCCAGUCAGUCAGUCAGAGCAGGGAGUCAGCCAGGCAGGUAGCUAUCAGUCGGUCAGCCAGCCAGUCAGAGCAGUGAGUCAGCCAGGCAGGUAGCUAUCAGUUGGUCAGCCAGCCAGUCAGAGCAGGGAGUCAGCCAGGCAGGUAGCUAUCAGUCGGUCAGCCAGACAGCCAGUCAGAGCAAGGACUCAGUCAGCCAGGCAGGUAGCUAGCCAGCCAGUCAGCCAGCCUGUUAAUCAGGGAGGAUGCUGGGAUGCGGUGGGGGUGGAGUGGGGUUGCGGUACAGGCUGACCCUGGCCACAGGGCUGGUGGAGUGUCUGUGUUUUGCCGGCGUGGUCUUCGGCUGGGCAUCGCUGGUCUUCGUCCUGAAGACAGACGGAUACUUCACUGACCUGUGUGUCAGUCUGACUACUGGACCCAACAGUACAGUGGAAACAGACUGUAGUGGACAGGAUGAACAGUUCUCUCUCGUCUUCACUGUCACCUCCUUUAUGAACAACUUCCUCACGCUUCCCAACGGAUUCAUCUUCGACCGCUUCGGCACCAUGGCAACGAGGCUUCUGGGAAUAUGUCUCUACACCACUGGUACACUGAUGGUUGCCUUCUCCAGUUCAGCUCUGUCCAUGCUGCUGUUCCCAGCCCUGUCUUUCAUCGCAGUGGGGGGUAUAUUGUUCCUCAUCACAAACAUACAGGUUGGGAACCUAUUUGGCUCCCAUCGUUCCACCAUCAUCACCCUCUAUAAUGGAGCCUUUGACUCUUCCUCGGCUGUCUUCCUCAUCAUCAAGGUGAUGUAUGAAGGAGGGGUCUCCCUCCGCUCCUCCUUCCUCAUUCUCUCUGUCUGCAGUGUCAUCCACCUCCUCAGGACGUUCUUCCUCAUGCCCAACACCCACAUUCCCUACCCACUCCCUGAGGGCUUCACCUAUGGCGUAAGCCCUGGAAAGUCCAACAGCUACAACGUAGAGGAGAUUGAGAAGACGCGAGAGACGGCGAUGACAUCGGAGGGGGAGGGGCCAGCUGAGACCGACGACAUGCCCCUACAGCCUGAUGAUGGGCAGCAGUCGGAAGACUCUGGGAAAGUGGCCAGUUUCAGGAGCUGUGUGCAGUCGUGGUUCUUCCUGUGGCAUCUGGUGUGGCUGUCUGUCAUGCAGCUGCGACACUACCUCUUCAUCGGAACACUGAACCCCAUGCUCAACCGGCUGGCCGACAACGACUCAGCCCUGGUGAGUCAGUACACCAAUGCCUUUGCCUUCACCCAGCUGUGUGGGGUCCUCUGUGCUCCCUGGAACGGCCUCAUCAUGGACAGACACAAGGGGAAGCCUCUGGCUCCAGGAGAAACAGAUAAGGAGGCAGACCUGCGCUCCUCCUCUCUCUCCCUCUUCCUCACCUCCCUCCAGUGCCUCCUCUUCUCCAUCUGCGCCUCCUCUCCUCUCCUCCCUCUCCAGUACCUCACCUUCAUCCUGCAGGUCCUCAACCGCUCCUUCCUCUACGGAGGCAACGCAGCCUUCAUCAGCAUCGCUUUUCCUGGGGUCCACUUUGGGAAGCUGUAUGGUUUGGUGAUGUCUCUGUCUGCCGUGGUGUCACUGCUGCAGUACCCCUGUUUCGCCCUGGUCAAAGGAGCCCUAGGUGGAGACCCCUUCUAUGUGAACAUCGCUCUGACUCUCCUCACUCUACUGGCGUUCAUCCAUCCAAUCAACAUCUUCUACCACUGCAGGAAACUGACCAAUCAGAGGGAGGAUAUGGCCGGCGGUGCUGCCAUCACAUUGGCUGAGGCCAAAAUGUAGGGCACAUUACAUGAUGGUCCUGAGCCAAGGGAAACAGGAAUUGUCUUAUUUCUAAUUGUUUAAAGGGAAUAUGUGAAUAUGUAAAAUAAUGAAACGCUUUUUUAUACUUAUGUUUUACAGUAAUCCCAUAUUCCAUCAGUAUGUUUUGUUGGAUAGUUGUCAAUAAAAAUGAUUAUCCAUUA